CCAGCAUGCAGGUUUGCCCAGCAUGCGGAUGGUCCAAAGUCACCACCUACCGGGGUCUGAGGAUUCACCAGGGGAAGAUGGGAUGCAUACCGAGGGGAAUGGAUAUCCCUGAGAGGGAACAAAUCGGAUCACCAAAUUACAUUACAUCUGUAAAUGUAUAGAUUAUGAGUUCCUAUACAUUAUAAAAACGAAUAAACUUUGACUUUUAGUAAAAAAUAAUGACAAACACGAUGUCUUGGUUCAAACCACAAUUACGAAUUACACUAUUGUGGACCGUGAGAAUAAUUAUCAUGUCAGCUUAGCUUUACAUUGUUCCUGAAGAUGUUGAGAAGCAAUUGUUGCUUCUAUAAAUGUGGAGUAAGUGCUUUGUUUAUGUGUGUGACCUCUAAAGAUAACCAGCACAUCAGACAAGAGCAUGCAGAUUUGCCACUGCGGAUGGUCCAACGUCACCACCUACCGGGGAUUCACCAGGGGAAGAUGGGAUGCGCAUUGAAGGGAAUGAGUAUCCCUGAGAGUGAACAAUUCAGAUUCAAAGGUUACAAGUAUACAAAUGCUGACAGUGGACCUUCAAUCAAAAUAGACAAAACUUUGACUCCCCCCCAACACAGCAAAACUCAUCAAAACACCAACAACGUUCGUAGAGCACUCGAUUUCUCCACCGGUGCACAGCAGGUGGAGCAGUUGUACUGGGAACUUCCAACAACUUCAAUUGCCUUCCAAUUAAAGGAGAGGGAGAGAGAAAGGGAGACGGAGAAGGAGAUGGAGAAAGAGAGGGAGGCUCAAAAACUACAAAAGAUGAGGCAGGACAUAAGGGCUAAUUUACAGCAGAAAAUUCAGGCAAGAGAACAGAAGAUUUCUAAAGUCACAUCAUCUGUAAAAGACUGCAUGGGCGGCUUGGAUGCCGAAUGGCUGGAGAUCAACAGCGUUUUCUCAGAGGUGGUGAAAGUCGUGGAGGACUCUCGGCAGGAGGCCCUUCAACCUCUGGAGGAGAGGAUACAGAGAGUGAGUAGAGAAGGAAAAGAUCUGGUCAAGAAGCUGCAGAAUGAAAUUGACAAAAUCUUUAAGACCAUUGAUGAGUGGGAAGAAAAUGGCGACUGGCAGGGUCUUCCUAAAACAGGCCUGGAUGAAUCUCGAGAUUGGAAAAAUGUCACUGUUGACACUUCAUUCUCCUUUGGGUCACUGAGAACUACAAUAUCGAGCAUGAUGGAACAAAUUCACCAGGAACUGGAAAAACUCUCUUCUGUUGGGGCGCCGUUUACCGACAGGCAAGGCAGGCAAGAACUUGGACCAGAAGGGGGCCCCCAAAGAAGAACUCAAGAGGAUUCUCACCUUUGCAGUGGAUGUAAGGCUGGACCCAACCACAGCCCACCAGUGCCUUGUGCUUCCCCCCGAUGGAAAGACAGUUAGUGAUGGAGGAAAUUACCAAAAAGAAGGGUUACUGGGUAGUGUAACAUCUAUUUGCCGCCACUUUCUUUUUUUAGUCAUGUCUUCAGUACCUGCUGUGUUUAUUUAUUUGGCCUGGGAAUCUGAGAUUGUUUACGAUUAGUUAUAUGUGUUAAAUAGUUUGAAUUUAAACUUUUAAAAUGAUUACUGUGUGUACCUACAUUAUCCUUAAUGAUAUUUUAAUAAUUUCCUAAGCCUUGAAUAAUCAGUAACAGUUUGUUCACUUCGGUCACUUCAAAUGGGUUAUAGGCUAUCCCUUUCGGUAUCAGUCUGCAUUGUGGUCAUCUCCUGCUAGCUGUCAUAAAUGGACUCUUCCAGUUUUCAGGUACAUUUUUGAAGUUACACUUAUUAUAUCUUGUUCGUUUCUAACUAUACAUUUUAACUGAAUGGAGAAUUUCUGUUAUCAGACAUGUGUAUCUUAAGCUAACAGACACACUAAGCUAACAUUAGCAGGAGCAGAAUAGCAGAAUAGCAUCCAAAAAAAACAAUUUUUAACUUCAAGCUACUUUAAUCUGUGUUUCCAUCGGUCAUUAUAACAAGGAAUGUGUAUUGUUUAGAGUAGGACACUGUGGAGUCUAUUGUUAUAUAACAUUAAAAGACGGAUUCUUAUUA
This is a messenger RNA of Trematomus bernacchii (emerald rockcod), 2055 nucleotides long. RefSeq lists its product as uncharacterized. Lineage: Eukaryota; Metazoa; Chordata; Actinopteri; Perciformes; Nototheniidae. The record is from RefSeq and is a predicted model, not a curated record. Bases 322 to 1407 code for a protein of 361 amino acids. The transcript is spliced from 9 exons.